Molecule: messenger RNA, 4275 nt
Organism: Penicillium canariense
Lineage: Eukaryota; Fungi; Ascomycota; Eurotiomycetes; Eurotiales; Aspergillaceae
Product: GTP-Rho binding exocyst subunit SEC3
Exons: 3
Coding region: 1-4275 (1424 amino acids)
Biological process (GO): exocytosis; Golgi to plasma membrane transport
Cellular component (GO): plasma membrane; exocyst
Molecular function (GO): phosphatidylinositol-4,5-bisphosphate binding
Source: RefSeq, a predicted model, not a curated record
AUGAACGGCCGUGACCGUCCCCGCCCGCCACCGCCGAGUGAUGCGCGACGCGGAGGCGAUCCUCGCAAUGGCUCCGGCUCCGGCUCCGGAGACACCUCCAUGUCCAGGGCCGAGAAAUUCGAGGACGAAAAGAAGCGCAUCGUUCAAAGUUGCUACUCCAAGAAGGAUAAUGACGGAACUUUGAUCGAGUCCUAUAUCACCCACGUCCGCAUCACCGAAGAUGCAUCUCACCCCUCUGCCCCUGCCCCGCCAGAUUCAGCUCCCGGAAAUAAGAAACCUCGCGUCAUUAUCGUGUCGGUUCGAAGAUCAGGCCGUGUGCGAAUGCAUAAGGCCCGUGAGAAUAAUGAUGGCACCUUCUCAAUUGGUAAAACCUGGAUGCUCGACGAUCUUACCGCGAUCCAAUCAUAUAGCGCUUUCGUGCCGAAGUCUCCAGCCGAACAACAACAAAAGGAUUGGGCAGGGGAUCUUGGGUUUAUCGUGACUGUGGGAAAGCCUUAUUAUUGGCAUGCUAGAAGUGCUAAGGAGAAGGAUUUCUUCAUUGGCAGUUUGGUGAAGAUCUACAAGAAGUAUACCGGAGGCAAAGCACCGAACCUCAUUGGGUUCGAUGAGAGAGAACGACAGCUGCUUGUCGGCAGUGCAGACCCUUCAGCGGCUCCAGGUCCAGCUCCACUGGGUUCACGAGGUGAUCUUGGCUCAACGCCGGAAAUCACUAAACCUCCCCAGCAACAACCCCCGCCGCGGCCAUCAUUCAAGCGCGAUCCGAGCCGCGAUGGAGCUCGAGAACUUCGGCGCAGACCCUCGGAGGAUCCCGUGCUCCGGUCUCAGAAGAGUCAUGAACAAAUGAACCGCCCAUCCACUGCUUCAAAGCCGGCUCCUUCACCCUUCGGACCACCUCAGAUUCCACCACCCACUGCCCCACCCCCGCGAGCGGAACUAAAAAGCAAAGACUCACCAACAACGUUUCUCAAUACUGCCGAUGAAAUUAGCCAUACCACUGCUCAAGACGAAUCCCGGCCACCGCCCUCCCGAGAAGGCCGUGGACCGAUCCCGCCGUCACUUCGCGCAGCUCCACCACCCGAACCUAGACCAUUGGAACCGAAGCGUAGCACAGAUGUUCUGCGCCCUAUUACCCCUGGCUCAUUUACCAGCGACACUCGAGGCGUCACUGCAAGCCCUGGAAGCAGCAUCGGUCCGAAAUCCCCGUAUCGUGAUGGUGUUGAGACAGCAUCUGCGGCGGCCCAGGACCAGGACCACCCUACACCAGAUACUAUCACCCCGACAGCUGCACUGGAUGUACCAAAGCCAAUACCCACACCUGAAGCUGAGGCGCCAUCUUCGCCACUAGCUGUGGAGCCUGAAGUUGCAGCAGCUGUCGCGGCUGCUGAAGAACUAUCGAAAUCCGCAGCGGCGGAAACCGAAGUCCCGAAGGGUGAAUCUCCGACUAGUCCCUCUCAGGCGGCAGAUGAAGGGGCAGAGGCACAUCGCCCAGGCCUAGGCCCAAUGAUUAAAAAGAAGUCCGCAAAAGAUAUUGCGACCGCUUUCCGCAAAGCUGCAACCACCUAUGGUGCUUUCAAACCACGCCCUGGUGGGGCCGGCGAGCGUCUCCUCGCAGCAGCAAAGAAACAACAGGCUGAGGCGGUAGGCCCAGAUGGUAUAACGGGGGUUGUUCCAGCCCCCUCCAGAUCUACCAAUGAUACAUUGAAAACCUCUGUAGAUGAUGCCGCAGAAAGGGAGACGUCGGUGGCAUCGGCGGCCGCUAGUUCACAACCUCCUACACCAACUGUUGAAAUCACCCAACAUGCAGUUGAGGAGCCUUUACUUUCUCCGGAUCCUACCCCCGAAGAGUCCAAAGAUUCAUUGUCAGAUCUUGCAAAGGUUGAUAGUCGUUCGAGAAGUCCAUCCCCAGCUGCCCAGGGUCGUCGCCGGAGACGCCGUGAAGACCAUACCAUCAAAUACUGCCAGUCCCUUGGAAUCGACCCCAGUGUCCUCGAUGGACGUGGUAUCGAUUUUGACGAUAUUCUGACAGAUCUGGGAUGGAACGGGCGACUGGGCGAAGAGCAGAAGAUUGAGGACCUGGAAGCAGAUGUGCGCCGUGAGAUCGGCCGCGUCGAAGCGACCAGCUGGCUUGGCAAUCUUGAGCAGCAGGAGGGCAAGGUGGAGCAACUGGCUGUCCUCAUUGACAAGACCAUUGAAGAGUGUGAGGAGCUGGAUGGCCUACUUACUCUGUACUCGCACGAGUUGAACACUCUCCACGAAGAUGUUGCAUACAUUGAAGCUCAGUCUCAGGGUUUGCAGGUGCAAACUGCCAACCAGAAGCUCCUGCAGAAUGAGCUGCAGACUCUUCUCAAGACUUUGUCAAUCUCAACAUCUGAGAUGCGCCCCCUCAAGGAGGCUUCUUUGAGUAACCCUGAUGGGUUGAAGGAUACCGAAAGCGCCCUGUCGACGCUGUACAAGGCCAUGCUCAUGAUUGACGCUGAUAUUGGUCAAAACAAAAAGCGCCAGGCUGACGCCAGCGUUGGUGUUUAUGCAAACACUGAAUUCGGCCAAAUGCGUGCCAUCAAGGAGAAGAAGGGCGAGUACCGCCAUUCCGCCAUGACAUUCCUGCAACGGCUCAAGCCAUUCAUGGCUCUUGCCUUCAAGAUGGCCGAACAAAAACGGGUGGAUGCUCUGACCAGCUCGCCCAGGGAUCCCAUGAAGUUGGACGGCUCUGCACGGCAGCAAUUCCGUGGAGAAGUGUGGAGAUAUCAUCCAUUGAUGCUGUUUGCCAAGGAAAUCAGUAUGUCGGAAUGGAAUGAUCUCGUUCAGCUCUACGAACAACAAUCCAAGCCGUCCUAUCAGAACGAUUUCCGUGACAACACACUGGCAUGGAAGAAAAUGGCUCGUAAACCGACUGGAGAGGAGCAAGAGCUCCUUUUCACUCACCAGGAGAAAGAGAAGGAAGGCGAGGGCAUCACCAUGGCAGCUCGUAAGCUUACUGUUCGUCGCGGCAAGACCAUCCGAGCUGCAACCGGUCUCCGCUUGGCUUCGGGUGAAAAGAAACACACCGGCAAGGUGGAGCCGUGCGAGGCCUUUGCUUCCACUCUGCGAGAGACAGUGAGCAUGAUCACGGAUGAGCAGAAUUUUGUUGUUCAAUUCUUCCAUCUAGACUCCCUUGCUAGCGCUGACUUCUCGGAUUUGGUGGCUGCUGCAAGCCCAGAGGAUCGUCAGUGCCCAGACUUCUCUGCCAAACUGUCGCAUGACCCCGACCGGCAGAUGGCGAAGCGCGUUGAGCAGAUUAUGGAUGAGGUCUAUUCUUUCUGGCCAAAUGACCUGCAGAGCAUGGUGGACUGGGCAGUCCAAGCUGAUCCUAUGCAAGGGAUUGGCAUCUUGUUCGCUCUCGAAUCUGCUAUGUCUGAACUCGACGAUAGUAAUCAAGAAUUCAUCAUCCACGCGCUGCAGAAGCUCCACUCGCGUCUAAUGGGCUUAUUCAAUCGCUUCGUGGAUGAACAGCUUCGCGGUAUCGAGGACACCAAGGUGAAGGUCAACAAGCGAAAGGGCGUGAUCUCCUUUAUGCGAGUCUUCCCCCACUUCUGCACAGCUGUCGAAAACAUGCUGGCCCACUCGGUCGCUGAGACUUGUGACAUCCGAGUCAGCGUCAACGAUGCAUAUGACCGCAUCAACCGGGCCAUGUGGGAGUCGCUCAAGUUCAUCGCCAAAGAAGCGCCGGGUCAAGCUCCGGGUGUCGCUGCCAGCGCCGGAGACCCCGAGGACAAGGAGGUGCUGAAUUACCACAUUCUCCUCAUUGAGAACAUGAAUCACUAUGUCGAGGAGGUUGAUGUGCACAGCCUGCCGGUACUCGAACGGUGGGCGGACCGAGCGCGCCAAGACUUCGAGGCGCACAUGAAACUUUAUCUGGACGCUGUCAUACAUCGGCCGCUGGGCAAAUUGCUUGAUUUCAUCCAGUCCAUUGAGAUUUUGCAGGCCAAUGGUAACCUCGUCGAGAUUGCAACACGCGCCAGCCACUCACGCAUGGUGGCCAAGAAGGUGCUUUCCUCAUAUGAUGCAAAGGAAAUCAAGCGAGGCGUGGAGAUGCUGAAGAAGCGGGUGGAAAAACACUUCGGCGACGCCGACGACCCUGGUCUUAGCCGCAGCCUGGUGCUUAAGGUGCUCCGGGAAUGCGAGCUUCGCUACGAGGAUGCAUGGGACCGCACCCGGCGAAUCAUCGACACAGUGUACGAGGGACAGCUGGAGAUGGAAUGGCGCAAGGAGGAUGCCCUUACCAUGUUUCGCAAAUGA